Molecule: messenger RNA, 324 nt
Organism: Caenorhabditis briggsae
Lineage: Eukaryota; Metazoa; Nematoda; Chromadorea; Rhabditida; Rhabditidae
Exons: 2
Coding region: 1-324 (107 amino acids)
Source: RefSeq, a predicted model, not a curated record
AUGAAUCUGAAUCCCCACCUAGCCUCCACCUCCUCCUCCUCCACGACAUCUUCAUCCGCCUCCUCGACAGAAUUUCCACGUGUCAGCGUCCAAUCGAGACAUGCUCAUCUACCUCAUCAUUUAUCAAUAAACGGAGGAAGCUCCGCUCAUUCGCAUCCUAUCUACGCGUGCUCGGAUGAGAACUCGUAUUACGCCUCACCGAUAUUUCUGACCCGAACGAUAGAUGAACCUCCAAAAAAGCCCGCGCCAACCCUGAGCAGACAGUCGACGUGUCGACCGACGAGCCAGUUAUAUUUGCCGAGCAAAAAGAGGAAAACUAGGUGA